AUGUGUUGUUGUUGUUGUUGUGGUUGUCUCUGAAGCUGUGACAUGCACUGACAUAUCCUGCAGCUUCUAUGGCGAUGACACUGUUUUCUUUGUGAACAUGUCAGACCCCGCCCUCCCGGGCUGUCCAGGCCUGACAUUACGAGCAGCCACUCCUCUGGAAGGACCCCGGGUUUGAGUGGUGUUCGGUGUACUCCUGACUGUUGACGGUUCGUACUGUGCACCUCACACAGCGAGAAUAAAUAUACAUCACAACUAAAACCAGUGUAUAGAGAAUAAAGUUGUAUAAUUAUCGCCUCAGUUUCAGAAAGAAAAAUAUUAUUAAACAGUGUUGAAAACGUCAGAGAGACACAUUUAACGACCACAACAAGCUGAACUCAGCGCGGUGUGGAACGUUACCUGUUGCCGUGACGACCAUCUGGAACAUGUGACGUCAUGGUGCUACCGUUCUGGACACUAGUAGUAGUACCAUGCAGAGGAACACCAGGAAGCUGGAUCCAGUUAGACCUCGACCCAGCAGGGUCGGUUCUGCUGGUGAUAGGAAACAAGUCCACUUCAGAAAGAUCCCUUACAGAGUUGGAUACAGCUGGAACAGAGGUGGAAGACUCAAGGAGCUGAGAAUAAGGCACCUGGCCAGGAAGUUCCUCAAGAUAUGGAUGCAGAACACGUUUGGCCGAGUUCUUCCUCAUAAAGCCAAGUCCCACUAUAACAGCGUGGUUUUGAGACGGGCCUUUGAAGGAUGGAGAGACGAGUGGUGGACGUCCAGGAGGGAGUGGAGUCUUACAAUGCGGGCAGAGUGUCACUACAGGUAUUAUCUGUAUAAUCUGGCAUUCCAUAGCUGGCGAACAUUUGUGUCAUCGAACAGGGAAAAAAAGAGCAAAGUCCAAAAUGCUCAAUCAUUUGCUGACAGGCAACGGAUGCGUCUGGUUUGGGAACGAUGGGAAGUUUUCACAGAAAUGAGGCGAAUGAAGAAGAGAAUGCGUGAAUCUGCCCUCGAGCAGAACAGACUCGCAGCCCUGCGUUCAGCGUGGAGUUUGUGGCGAACUCGGCUGCAGCAGCAUAAAGACCUUCACACUUUAGAGGAUCAAGCCCUGAAACAGAAGGCGCUGACUUUACAGAGCAGGACUUGGCUUCAGUGGAAAGAAAUGUACACAGCUGCUUGUUGCCAGAAAGAGAAAGAAUCCAAAGCUGCACUUCACUUCGUCCUCAGACUGAAAAGAAAAACGUUACAUUGUUGGAAAGGUUAUGUGUCUUCUCGCCAAACCAAGAAAAAGUCACAAGCUGUGGCUCAGCGUGCCUGUGAUCUCCGCCUGGUGAUGAUGUGUUGGAGUAAAUGGAGCAGUGCGUUGCAUUGUAAAUGGAGCGAGGAGAAUCUUUUGCAAGCUGCAGGACAUUUGGCCAUACGGAUCACUCAGCGCAGAGCACUGGAGCGCUGGAGAGCUUAUGUGACGUUGUGCAGAGACGAGGCUGAACGAAACAGGAUCGCAAGUCAACAUCAUCAUCAUCAUCUACUGCGCGCUGGACUGGAGGGACUUUCUCUCAACGUCAUCCGGAACCAAACACACCGACUGGACAACAACAUGGCUGUCCAACAGUAUCAUCAGACUAUGACAUGCAGGUAUUGGAGGCUGUGGCAGGACCGUCUGGAGGAGGCUGAAGACAGGAGUUUUCAACCCUUAUCAGAAAUGGCACUGACCAAUCACAGCACAUCCCUGUUGAGCAGCUGUUAUCACUACUGGAGAGAGAAACUUGCUGAGCAGAGACGCAUGCAGGAAUUGGAGCAUGGUGCAGACGUUUGGUUCGCUGAACGCACGUUGCCUCGGUGUUUCGACUCGUGGGUUGAGUUUACUCUGCAGAGAAGACUUCAUAAACAGAGGAGAGACAAGGCAGACGUCUAUAACCGGCAGCGUCAGUACACGUUGGUGUUUUACACCUGGUGGGAACAAUCCGAGAAACACAAGGAGCAGGAUCUUUCUGAGCGGAUGGCAAUCCUACAGGAGGAGCGCUGCCACUUGCAGAGAGCCUGGACUCGCUGGAGACAACGCACAGAGCAGCGGAUCGAUGAAGAGGAGAAACAGAUGUCUUCAGACCAUCUGUACCAGCACAGACUUCUCCACAAGACGAUUACACAGUGGAAGGACAACAGCGCUGAAAUACGAGACAGGAGAAACCGAGAGCAGCAGGCUUGUCAUCAGGGUGACCUGCGGUGCACGAGAUGGGCUGUGGAAAAAUGGAAAAAGUUUGUUCAGAGCCAAAGAGUGAAGAAAAACAGACUGGAGCAGAUGCAGCGUUACCAUGAAGUUAAACUCCUCAAACGCACGUUUGUGGCCUGGAAGAAACACCACCUACAGAUGUGUCAGAUCUACGGUCACGCAGAGGAACUUUACAGGCAACAGAAACAGACCUUCCUCAGGACGGUUCUGUGUGUUUGGAGGGAGAAGGCGGUGCAGAUGACGGAGGUCAGGCUCACAGAGCAACGAGCGCAGGAUCACUUUCAGCUUUUCCUUCAGCUUAAGGUGUUUCUUGCUUGGAGAGAAGCAACAACACGUGCAGUGUCAAAGCGCCGCCAGCAGAGGGAAGCAGUCAACAAGGUUCAGAUGUCCAUAAAUCAAGUGCUGCUGCUGCGGUCUUUUAGAGAGUGGAGGAAGCAAACCAGGGAGGCACGGAGAGAGAGGAUAUGCAUGGAAAAAGCCAGGCAGCACCACAACUCCAAACUCCUUUCUACAGCACUGAAAGCCUGGAACAAGCAUCACUACCAGUAUCAGAAAAAUAAGGUAAUGAAACGACAGGGGCUGCUUUUGCUGAGGUUAAAGAUGUACCAAACGUACUUCGAACAGUGGAAAACGAAGCUGCAGCACAGACGGAGAGAAGCUAAGCAGACGGAGCGGGCGCUCUGGCACUGGUCCCUCUCUCUUCAGGCCAAGGUGUUGUGUGGAUGGAGGCUUUGGGUCACAGAGCAUCGCAGACAACAAGAGCAGGCAGCCAGAGCUGCUGAGGUCUACAGAGACCAGCUGCUGAGGGAGGGCGUGACGUGCAUCCUGACCUACGCCGCUCACAUGAACGAUCUCACGACGAGCCUAACACAGCACAGCCAAGAGCAGAGGUCACGACAUCUCCAGAGAGUGGUGAAGCGUUGUGCGAUGCGGUGGAAGCAGCGGGCGCUGUGUAAACCACGAAGAGAGCAAGAGGUCAAAGCGCAACCGCCGAAAAAGAGCGUGACCUUCUGUUUGACUACACCUGGAUUGAAGAGUGUAGAGGAGGAGCAGGAAGCUGAAGAUGGAGUGUUUAACACGCUAUCACUCAGUCAUACGCCUCGACGUCAGCCACGACGCUGCGAGGAACUGUUUGAGUAUCCACUGAAUAUAAACACCCAAAAGCAGACUACCGUCACCAGCGCUGACGCAGCUCCAAACCCCUCGCAGCUCAGUCGUCCUUCACAGGAAGGCCAUCGUUUUGCGUCGUCCUGCCUCCAUCCUGCCACGUCCUCCACACGUCAGAGCAUCAUCAUAUCUAAUGUGUCACCCUCUGAAUCUCGGGAAACCCAAAACCAAGACGUUCUUUUACCCCCCUCUGCUUUCAUGACCACUGCGACCGAAGAUACGACUAACAGCUCAGGUCUGGUGCCUCCUCAUCAGUUUGUCCCUCCUCUUAAACAACACUCUUCGGCUCAUUCAGAUGUACGUCAGAGAGCAUCCAGUGAAGAAACUGUAGAAGAUGAUCCAACUUCAGCUCUGACCAGAGAGCUGCUCAGCAUUCAGGUGGACAUGAUGACAUAUCAACAGGACAGGAAGCAGCUCCGGGCAUGGCAACAACUAAAAGAGGUGUUACAAAGCUGGCUGCAGACCAGUGGAAAGGACGAAGAAAUGGAAAAAAAUGAUGUUUGUGAAGAGUUGAAGGAGUUGGAGGAGCGCAUCGACAGACUGUCCACUGAACUGGCAAAACGGAAACCAACAAUGCUGCUACAUGCGGAGAGGAUCCAGCGUUUACAGAUGUCCCUCCAGGCUUCAGGAGUUUCUUUUCUCCAUCGGAGAACAGAAGAGAUGGAAACGGAUCGCUCUGUGUUUACAACAUGACAGGAAAUAGUGCCUCACACACUGAAGUGAUCACACCUGCUGAUGGUUUGGACUGUUGUUGCUUGGAUCACAUUUCUUAAAGUAACACGAAGACUGAUGCGAGAAAUCGAAAGAGAAAAUUGUUCACCAGCUGAUAAAGAUUUAAGAUUGGACAUUUAUACUUCUACUCAGCUGGUGAGGAAAAAACUGAUAUAUUGAUAUCCACAUAUUCCUUUUUUUAUUCCUGUUGAAUAUCAUGUAAACUGUCUUAAAAUGGAGCAAAUCCAAAAGUGUUGAAGCCAAGUUCCUUCCAGCAGCGUUCACUGCUACAUCUACACCUACAAUCUGUGAAAACGUUGGAUAGGGGUCGUCCUUGUGACAGAUGGUGCUAAAUAUUUUCCAUAUGUGUGCAGAAAGUCACUUUACUGUUUUCAGAGGAGCUGCCCCUUGCACAAUAGGCUUUCUAUUUAUCCGUUAGUACCAGUGCCUCUAAUGCGUUCAGGGCUUUCAGACUAACAGAAAGGACAUCUGUCUGCUGAGCUCUGCAGACUACAUAGAACACAUUUGACUGAGUCUUUGAUCUACAACAGGCAGAAUGAGAGGACUAUAUGCCAUUUUGCUCCUUUUCAUCUUUGUCUGCUGCACCAGCGGUGAGUGAUGUUACUGAACUAGUUUAUUUACCGUCAUUGUUAAGUUAUUUUAUGUUAUGUUUAUGUUCAUAUUCAGUCUCAUUGUGUUGUUGAAUGUUCAAAGUCUUUUUGUUCUUUUGUAGAUGUUGAGUUUUGGUUGUUGCGGUCAAGGUUGCCCUCUUUUUGGAGCUUUUUGUGGACAUUAUUAAAAACUAAUUUAAACAU
Sebastes umbrosus (honeycomb rockfish) is the source of this 4903-nucleotide messenger RNA. It is a transcript of the gene sfi1, whose product is annotated as SFI1 centrin binding protein. NCBI's taxonomy places the organism in Eukaryota, Metazoa, Chordata, Actinopteri, Perciformes, Sebastidae. Bases 468 to 4070 code for a protein of 1200 amino acids. Gene Ontology annotation, molecular function: phosphatase binding. The record is from RefSeq and is a predicted model, not a curated record. The transcript is spliced from 31 exons.